UCUCUAUUCUGUUCUGUCAAUUUUUCAAAACUGUCUAAACUUUCAAUUUUACUUCUUGAUUAACAUUUAUUCUUCAACUAAUAAUAAUUAUAGAACAUCAUGUCUUCAUCAUCAGCUCAAGCUCCAGGUGGUUUAAGAAGUGUCGCCAAAAGAAAGGCAACUGCUGACAAGAAAGCUCAAUCAUCAAGUGCUACUCCAUUAUCAACCAGAUCAGCUGGUGCUGGUGGUUCCAGUUCAACCAUGAUGAAAUUAUUCACUGAUGAAGCUCAAGGUUUAAGAGUUGAUCCUUUAGUUGUGUUAUUCUUAGCUGUUGGUUUUAUAUUUUCAGUUAUUAUCUUACAUGUAUUUGCUAAAAUUACUGGUAAAUUUACUUAAAUUCAAUAUCAUGAAAUAAUAAAUUAAUGUUCUACCCUCCCAUAUACUUUAAAAUUAUUCAAGUUCUUCAUUCAAAAUGAAGUUUGCUCAUAAUUGUGUACAUUUAAAAUCAUCAGUAAACAUCUCAUCGACUUUCAUGCCUUUUUGAUUGAUCAGGGAUCAUCACAAUCGCCAUUGAAGUUUAACCUCCGUCCCACCAACCCUCCAUUCGAUAAUUACUACUACUGCCUUUACUUUUUUUUUUGUUUCAUUAAUCCAUCAUGUAUAUUUAUUUACCUUUAUACUCAUUCUUUUAUUUUAUAUACAAUUUUAGUUUUACAAAGUAGUUUUCUUAAUCUAAAUAUAUAAAAUCCCCACUAGGAGUAGCUUUUAUUUAUU
This is a messenger RNA of Scheffersomyces coipomensis, 753 nucleotides long. Its product is annotated as Arf family guanine nucleotide exchange factor. Gene Ontology annotation, biological process: post-translational protein targeting to membrane, translocation; SRP-dependent cotranslational protein targeting to membrane, translocation. Lineage: Eukaryota; Fungi; Ascomycota; Pichiomycetes; Serinales; Debaryomycetaceae. Gene Ontology annotation, molecular function: guanyl-nucleotide exchange factor activity. The record is from RefSeq and is a predicted model, not a curated record. The transcript is spliced from 2 exons. Bases 100 to 375 code for a protein of 91 amino acids. Gene Ontology annotation, cellular component: membrane; Sec61 translocon complex.